CAGCGGCUGUCACUUUACCAAAAGCCAAGUGCUUAUCACUUCCUGUUGCUGCCGGUUGAAGCUGCGUGCCCGCCUAGCAGCCAGGAGCAGGCGCGGCGGAAAGCCGUAACGACGCGCGCUGCAGCGCGCUUGUGUGUAACCGUUCUCCGGAUUCCCCGCUGCUCCUGAUUUUCCCAAUCUUAGUGACUAGCGCUGCUGCGCCAUGGCCGAGCACCUGCAGGUGGCGGAUGCUGACACGGCAGCAUUACAAGCGCGGCUCGACGCGCUGGAGAGCGAGACGCACUCGCUGCGCGAGGUCCUCACGGAGCGGCUCAAGCGCGACUCCUUGGACGAGGCCCUGCCGACGGGGCGCGGGCAGCGGCGGUCGCGCGACAAGCCGCGAGGUUCGAGAAGUUCCCGCGGCUCGUUUGAGCGAAGAUCGCGGUCGCCGGAGCCGCCGUCGGGCGGCCGGUUCCGGUGGGUCCGCGGCGACGACGACGCCAAGAGUUUGGCGCGACUCGUGGUCGGCGCCGCGAUGCCCGACGCCGUCGUCGGCUUCCCCGUGGACCUGCACGCGAAGUACGAGGCGAACGUGAAUACGGCGCUGAAGGGCGUCGCGAUCGCGGCGCGGCGCUGCCUCGAGGACCGCGACUUACAUUUAGCCUGCGCGCCGCGGUUCCGGGACAACCGCAACGAGCUCACGGCGAGCGUCUACCCUCUUCUGGAACGACCUCCCGACCCGGACGCGCCCGACGUCGAGGUCCUGACCGUCGCGCGCGCGACGGACUACCGCGUCCUUGCGGGUGCGGUCGCGAAGCGCGCGCGCGACGGGCAAACUUCUCGGUUAAGAGCCAUCGGCGCCGCCGCCGUGUUUACCGCUGCUAGAGCGGUCGCGACGGCGCGCGAGUACCUGGCCGACGACGCGACGCGCUCGUCGGUGGCCUGCGUGCCGCGCUUCGCAACCGUACAGUUCGACGGCCGCGCGGAAGAGACGACGAUCCUCGAGGUCGUCGUCUUCCGCGUCGCCGUCGACUCCGACGACUAGCUCGAGCCGGUCCGCCGCGGGACUGCCCCCCUCUGACGGGGGGGCAGUCUAACCCCGCGGCGCGGCGCUCACCCUACUGCCGGCGUCUCUCGACGAGGCGCCGCUCCUCACUGCUGCCACGGCCCCGUCACACGACGGGGUCCCUCGCUCACUGACUACUUUCCGGGCCCCGUCGCUACGGCGCGGCCCGACGACCACUCUCACGACGAAUUCCACUUCCACUACUCCGUUCGGCGAUCGACGUUUUGUCCAACACAGAUUGGGGCAACCUCGAUUCUAAUUAAGAACUGCCUUGCUUG
Molecule: messenger RNA, 1323 nt
Organism: Pelagomonas calceolata
Lineage: Eukaryota; Pelagophyceae; Pelagomonadales; Pelagomonadaceae
Source: the annotation of a GenBank genome assembly